GAAAGAUUUGUAAAUUAAUAAAAACCAAUCUGCAAGGCAUCAAUCCUAUUUUGAAAAUGACAUCAGAAAACACAUGUUUAUUUAUUUUAUUAAAAGCUAGCAUAAAUUCAUCAAAACAUUAGCUGAAAAUGAAUAAUAGUCUUCCACAGAUUUUAAUCGAUCCGAUCGGUAAUGAAAGGGAUAUAACAGAAACAUCACAUGAAUCACCGGAAGAUUGUAGAUCAUUAACUGUUCCACCUUCAAAUUUUCUUAUUAAUAUCGACGAUAAUGAUGAUGAUGAUAAUAAUAAUAAUCAUGGUAAUUGUAAUAACUACACAAAUAACAUUCAAAAACAUGAAUAUUUAAAUAAUACCGACUCGUUAAUCAAUAUUGAUCAUUCCAACAAUUUUGGACAGACUAUAGUUGGAAAAAUAUUUAUAGAACCUAUAAAUUCAUCAGAUAAAUAUCAUCAACUUGUUUGGGUACAAAUUUAUCAGAAAUCAACUUCUGUUUCAUCAAAACUUAAUACACAAAAUUUAGACAUUCCAACUUUUGUAUUAUUACUAAAAUCAAGAAUAAAUCCACAAAAUUCUGAACAGACACCAGACUAUUAUUCACCUCCUUUCAUGAAAUUCAAUUUAAAACAUACACGUUCUAGUCCUGUGGACGAGAAACGUUUUCAUAUUUAUACUCGAUGUGGUGAAGGUGUAACUCUUGAAUGUGAAAUAGCUGAUGAACAUUCUGUAGCUUAUUGGCUAACAAUUUUCAAUCAGAAUACAAUCAAUCCAAUGCAUAUGGAAUUUCUUCGUACAACUGAAAUUAAAACACGUUCCGCGCCUAAUUCACCAAGACAUAUACGACGAAGAAAUAAUAAUUUCACUACUGACGUGAAUAAACCUUAUUUUAUUGAUAAUCUAACAAAUUGUAACUCACAUUCACAUUCUCGUGCAUGUGUAUUUGAAACACUUAGUGAAACACAAGAAUUAGAAAAUGGAGUAUAAUGUACGAUGUAAUCAUUGUUUGUUAUAUUUUAUUUUUUAAAUUAAAAAUGUAAAUUAUCAUUAUCAGUAAUGUGAAUAUUUAAUCAUAAUUUUUUUUUAAAGCUAUUUGUGAAUAUUUUUUUGGUUGAUUUUUACUUCCCCACAAAAAUGAAGCAUCAUAAAUGAUCAAUUUUUUUCGAAACAUCAAACAGAUUAUUCUCAUUAAUUAAACAUUCCUUGUACUAUUACUAUUAUCAUUAUCAUUAUUAUUAUUAUUAUUAUUAUUAUUAUUAUUAUUAUUAUGUCAUUGUCAUAUUUUUUUUAAAAGUGAAAUGAUAGACAACAUGUGAUUGAAUAAGAAUUAACGGUAAUAAUUGUAUUUUUUUGAAACAAUGUUUGUUAUUUAGGUUUAUUCUGUUUUGAUGUCUGUUUGUCAUUGAAAGACAAAUGAACAUAGAUUGUAUAUAAAAUAGUUUUGAUCAUUGUCUAUUGUAUGUUGCACUAAUUAACAUUCUUGUGUUUUUUAUAUCUUGUGAUGAUACUAUAGUGAUGAAUAUAUAUUUGAAAAUUCCA
Molecule: messenger RNA, 1532 nt
Organism: Schistosoma turkestanicum
Lineage: Eukaryota; Metazoa; Platyhelminthes; Trematoda; Strigeidida; Schistosomatidae
Source: the annotation of a GenBank genome assembly